AUGGCGCUGGAGCGUGGAGAUACCUCUCGCCUAUCUGACACCGAGGGUGGAGAGAAGCCGGUACGAGAGAAGCUACAGCAGGCGCACAUUACCCACGACACGAGUGCACCCGAUACCAUGGUUAACAACGACUCGGGCGAAAAAAUGGCCAACAGCAACGAGGGUCUGAAGGUUCAGCCUCGAGGCCUACUGCAAAAGAAACGUAGCUACGAGGAAAUAGAAGGCGAAGCAGUCAAGGACCCAGUAUCCGCACCGGCAAAGCACCACACCCGCAAGCGAUCACGCGAUAGCACUGCGGAGGAGGACCAGCUUAACAACGGCCGCCGGAAGGUCUCUGGAGAGCGUGCAAGAAAUGGCGAUGUCGCUGCCGAAAUCGAUAUGGACCACAAAUCAGGAACCGACGACGCCUCCAAGACACCGCCACAAAUCAUCACGCCCGAGCCAGCGGCCGAGGGUCAGACGGCGCCGACUGUUGAAGAAGUCGCCAGCCCGAAGACCAAGCGAAGCAGACUACUCUCCGAGACCCCAGCCACUGAGACCGAUAAUCCCGUGUCCAACGGCAGCCAGGCCUCGACUCAGCCAACCACCCAGAUCCCAGCCGGCAGCGGCUUCGCAAACGCCUCUGCGACCUCGCCAUUUGGCACUCUCGCUGGGAGUAAGUCGCCUGAGCCGACAACUUCAGCCAGUGCAUUUGCCGCCUCAGGCUUCAGUGCACUAUCCGGCUCCUCGGUCUCUGGUUUCGGCUCUGUUGCUAAGGGAAGCAGUGGCUUUGGCUCGGGUGGAACCUUUGCGACUGGAGCAAAGAGUGCCUUGAGGAGUCAGGGAGAGAACGAGCCGCCGAAAGCUGCAGGCUUCGGAGGUACCUUGAGUCAGUCGUCUCUGCUGUCAGGUGCGGCAAGUAGCACGCCGAGUGCAUUUGGAUCUGGCGCAUCGGGAUUCGGUAGACUCGGGUCUGAGGGCAGCGGAUUUGGAAGCGCAUUGAGCGGCACUGGAUUUGGAAGCUUGUCAGGUGGCGGACUGUCCAGCUUCGCGAGCGGUGGUAAGGCCCCUGCUCCGUUGGGAGGUAGCUCCAAAGCCGCGAAAAGCUUCGGCGCACCACCAGUCGAGGAUGAUGACAGGAGCGAAGAUGGAGGGGAUGUUGAGGACACCACAGGCAUGAAGAGUCCGUUGGCUGUUGCGGAGGAAAAGCAGGAUGAGCGCUUCUAUAAGCAAUCUGUGGAAACAGGCGAGGAGGACGAGACGAUCGAGUUCUCUUCCCGUGCGAAGCUCUACAACUUUACCGCCAACGCCGAAGGCAAGAAGGAGUGGCGAGAGCGUGGCCUGGGUUUCUUGCGGCUGAAUGUUAAGAAGCUGUCCGAUGAGGAUGAGAAAGCAAAGGCGCGGCUGCUGAUGCGUGCAGAUGGGUCGCUUCGGGUGGUGCUCAACACGCCUGUCAUGAAGGAUAUGAAGUUCGGAACGCCAACGGGGGGACCGCCACAAGGAGGUUAUAUGCUGUUCAUGGGUACUAUCGAAGGCUCCUCUGGACUGGAGCUCCUUCAGGUUAAGAUGAAACAGCAAAACUGUUUGGACCUCUACGAUCGGGUCACCGAGCUUCAGGAGAGCAUGUGA
Messenger RNA from Ramularia collo-cygni, 1608 nucleotides. RefSeq lists its product as uncharacterized. The transcript is spliced from 2 exons. Gene Ontology annotation, cellular component: cytoplasm; nuclear pore. Lineage: Eukaryota; Fungi; Ascomycota; Dothideomycetes; Mycosphaerellales; Mycosphaerellaceae. The record is from RefSeq and is a predicted model, not a curated record. Gene Ontology annotation, biological process: intracellular transport. The coding region runs from base 1 to 1608 and encodes 535 amino acids. Gene Ontology annotation, molecular function: GTPase activator activity.